Messenger RNA from Microtus ochrogaster (prairie vole), 939 nucleotides. RefSeq names its product olfactory receptor 8G18-like. Gene Ontology annotation, biological process: G protein-coupled receptor signaling pathway. Gene Ontology annotation, cellular component: membrane. NCBI's taxonomy places the organism in Eukaryota, Metazoa, Chordata, Mammalia, Rodentia, Cricetidae. Gene Ontology annotation, molecular function: G protein-coupled receptor activity; olfactory receptor activity. The record is from RefSeq and is a predicted model, not a curated record.
AUGGCAGUAGGAAAUCAUUGCACAGUGACUGAGUUCUUCUUGGUUGGGCUCUCAGAGAAACCAGAAUUUCAGAUGCCCCUCUUCCUCCUCUUCACGGGAAUUUAUGUGGUCACUGUAGCAGGGAAUCUGGGCAUGAUUACACUAAUUGUGCUCAGUUCCCACCUGCACAACCCCAUGUACUAUUUCCUCAGCAGCCUGUCCUUCAUUGACUUCUGUCAGUCCACUGUUGUUACUCCUAAAAUGCUGGUGAGCUUUGUGGAAGAGAAAAACCUCAUCUCCUACCAUGGAUGCUUGACUCAGCUCUAUUUCUUUAUGAUUUUUGGCUUCGCAGAGUGUUAUACAUUAGCUGCAAUGGCAUAUGACCGCUAUGUGGCCAUUUGCAGCCCCUUGCUUUACAGUGUAACCAUGUCCUAUAAGAUCUACAGUUCCCUGAUUUCAGGAGUGUAUAUUUUUGGUGUGCUCACUGCAUCAGUUCUCACAGGCUUUCUGAUAAGGAUUAGGUUCUGCAAAACAGAUAUGAUCAAUCACUAUUUUUGUGAUCUUCUUCCCCUCUUGAAGCUUGCAUGCUCUAAUACUUUUAUCAUUGAACUGUUGAUUCUAAUUUUUGGUACAUUUAACAUUUGUGUCCCAAUUUUCACAAUUAUUACUUCCUACAUCUCCAUUAUUGCCAACAUCCUCAGGAUUAAAUCCAAAGAAGGCAGGUCCAAAGCCUUCAGCACCUGCAGUUCCCACAUCUCUGCUGUUGCUGUCUUCUUUGGUUCUGCUGCAUUCAUGUACUUACAGCCAUCAUCAGUGAAUUCCAUGGACCAAGGGAAAGUGUCAUCUGUGUUUUAUACUACUGUUGUUCCCAUGCUGAACCCAUUGAUCUACAGCCUGAGGAAAGGAUGUCAAUGUUGCCUUGAAGAAAAUACUUCAAAGAAAAAAAUUCAUGUUUCAUAA